UAGGGCUUGCCUUGCAAGACUUUCAACCUCAGAUGUCUGUUUUGACUUAUUUUCCAGGCACCCAUAUACGUCAGACUUCGGUACAACAAAGGCAAAAAAUUCUAGUGAUUUUCAAGUAUUGGGGACCUGUGUGGGAGUGCUAGUGGGAAUUUGAGAAAUACAUUUAUGGUUUUUUUUUUUUUAUAACGAUACCAAAAAGCAUUUUUUUUUUUAAACCGUGGGUGUAACCCUUUUUCAGUAGAAGGAUAAGUCUUGUUGAAAUAACAGAAAAGAAGGGGGCAAAGCCGGGCGUGGUGGCUCAGGAAUGCUGAGAUGGGAGGAUCGUUGCGAGUUGGAGACCAGCCUGGGCUACAAAGUGAGCUCAAGGGAGAAAGAGAGAGCGUGAAAGAGAGAGGAUGUCUCUCUCAGACUGGCACCUGGCGGUGAAGCUGGCUGACCAGCCUCUUGCCCCUAAAUCUAUUCUUCAGUUACCAGAGACAGAGCUGGGAGAGUACUCACUAGGAAGCUAUAGCAUUUCAUUUCUGAAGCAGCUCAUUGCUGGCAAACUCCAGGAAUCUGUUCCAGACCCGGAGCUGAUUGAUCUGAUCUACUGUGGCCGCAAGCUAAAAGAUGACCAGACACUUGACUUCUAUGGCAUUCAGCCAGGGUCCACAGUCCACGUUCUGCGCAAGUCUUGGCCUGAGCCUGACCAGAAACCAGAACCGGUGGACAAAGUGGCCGCCCAGAGGGAGUUCCGGGUGCUGCACACUGCCCUGCACAGCAGCUCCUCCUACAGGGAAGCGGUCUUUAAGAUGCUCAGUAAUAAGGAGUCUCUGGACCAGAUCAUUGUGGCCACUCCAGGCCUCAGCAGUGACCCCAUCGCUUUAGGAGUUCUCCAGGACAAGGAUCUCUUUUCUGUCUUUGCUGAUCCCAACAUGCUAGAUACAUUGGUGCCUGCUCAUCCAGCCCUGGUCAAUGCCAUCAUUCUGGUUCUGCACUCAGUAGCAGGCAGCACCCCAAUGCCUGGUGCUGACGCCUCUUCUCGGAGCAUGCCUUCUGGCUCCUACCGGGAUAUGCCAGGUGGCUUCCUGUUUGAAGGGCUUUCAGAUGAUGAGGAAGACUUUCACCCGAGCACCCGGUCUACACCCUCUAGCAGUACCCCCAGCUCGCGCCCAGCAUCCCUGGGGUACAGCGGAGCUGCUGGGCCCAGGCCCAUCACCCAGAGCGAGCUGGCCACUGCCCUGGCCCUGGCCAGCACUCCGGAGAGCAGCUCUCACACACCAACUCCUGGCACUCAGGGCCAUUCCUCAGGCACCUCACCAAUGUCCUCUGGAGUCCAAUCAGGGACACCCAUCACCAACGAUCUCUUCAGCCAAGCCCUCCAGCAUGCCCUGCAGGCCUCUGGACAGCCCAACCUCCAGAGCCAGUGGCAGCCCCAGCUGCAGCAGCUGCGGGACAUGGGCAUCCAGGAUGACGAGCUGAGCCUGCGGGCCCUGCAGGCCACUGGAGGGGACAUCCAAGCUGCUCUGGAGCUCAUCUUUGCUGGAGGCGCCCCAUGAGUUCCCUGUUCCUCUUGUUCCACUGGUUAGGGGCCCUCCUGAAGGUGCCUCUACAUCCCCUGCCAAUAUACUCAGUGAUCAGCUCUCUUGCUUUGUCUAGUGCUUGGUCUUUCUGGCUACACUGAGCUGAUGGUGGCAGUGGGCAAGCAAGGUGUGCAGUCUUGGUUCCAGCCCGGGAUAGAGGCUUUUAGACCCAUGUCAUGAGAUGCUGUGUGACACUUACGCUCACCCCUGGGACAGGUGUCCUAUGAUAACCCUUGGAUUCUUCAGUGCUUUGGGAUUUGGCCAUCUCAGGAUAUGCCCAGGGAGGCUUGGGCUUCUGAGAUGCCCCCAGUUGAGGCCAGGUGGACAUUCAAGAAGAACAGAAAAGCCUUCUACGAAGCUCCUUGUCCGUGCCCUGGCCUUGAUUUACCAAGCAUCCUUUGCUGUCUGUUCUGUAAAGAUGCCAGAAUCCUGGCUUCAGAGCUGUUCGAGGCUGGGCCCUCUGUGUCCUGAACACAUAAAUACAAGAGCAAUUAAAUAACAAUGCUGACAUCAACA
Messenger RNA from Cavia porcellus (domestic guinea pig), 2078 nucleotides. RefSeq names its product ubiquitin like 7 (gene Ubl7). Bases 396 to 1538 code for a protein of 380 amino acids. Gene Ontology annotation, cellular component: cytosol. The transcript is spliced from 11 exons. The record is from RefSeq and is a predicted model, not a curated record. Gene Ontology annotation, biological process: ubiquitin-dependent protein catabolic process. NCBI's taxonomy places the organism in Eukaryota, Metazoa, Chordata, Mammalia, Rodentia, Caviidae. Gene Ontology annotation, molecular function: polyubiquitin modification-dependent protein binding.